GUAUUUUGAGGUCUCUUGCAUCGCUUGCGUGCUGCGGAGAAAAGCAACAGUUGAAGGCACGAGGAGAGGUUUCCAAAAGGACAGGAAGAUUGCCGCAAUGACGCGGCUGGGAGCGUAGCCUUCAUUAUUUCUAGGUAGUUCUUCGAAAGCGCCACAAGUGCGUGAAACCGACGCGAAAAGGCGAUUGACGUUCCGUACUCUGACGGAAGCAAACAGCGCAUUACUUCCGGUACCAUCAGCACCGUCUGCUCAGCUCAAAAUGGAGACUGAUGUUGCGUUGCUGUUGGGCAUUAUCGUGGUUCUCAUUCUUCUCUUGUUGACCCUGCUCGGCUUUCUCAGUUACUGUGGCCUGUUCGCGCCGAUAGACAUUAAGGCCGAGAAGCCGCCCUUCAAUGAGUUGAAGGUAGCGUACAAGUUCUCUCGGGGCUCGUACAAAAAUUCGGGCGCUCUCUUCACCGAAGCUCACAGCAUCGCACCCACCCUAAAAUGCAUCGGCGUCUACUACGACGACCCGAGCGAGGUGGACGUGCCACGUCUGCGCUACCUUGUGGGUGUGGUGCUCAAUGACACCGAACGGCCAGCCACCAAGGAGGUGAAGGAGCAGCUGGAAGCUGAGGGCUUCAAGACUGCCAGCUUUCCGGCUGUGGAUCAUGCUGUCACCACUGUGUUCCCAUUCCGUGGCUCAGUUUCCGUGAUGAUUGCCAUGGCCCGAGUCUACCCCAAGCUCAGAGAGUACAUCAAGGAAAAGCUGCUGUGUGCACGGCCUAUGAUGGAGAUUUACGAGGGCGAGCGUGUGCUGUUUGUCUGCCCGCUUGCAAAGCAAGACGAGUUCUACGUCGAGGAAGCGACCGAAGACCCUGAGGAGGGUGCCACUACGGACCCUGGCACCACCACUGCCUCUGAAGAGGAUCAUGCUGAGGAUGGCGAGGACGAGGACGAAGAGGAGGAAGAGCUGCCGUCACCACCCACGAGCCAACCUGCAUCUAGCAAUGGCAAUGGUGGCAAUGGAAACCCUGAGGAAAGUGACCACGAGCGUGGCUCGCGCAGCAGCACCACAUCUUCCUUCGAAGAGCUGCGCCUCGAGACGGCAUCCAACUAGGCGUGGCUUCUCUCUGGCCUCACCAUGUCCUCCCCUCCCAAUUAUUCUUCCCCGGUGUUGCACGUGGGACGUACACAACAUGCUCUUCCGCAAGCGCACAAUGCUGCCACCUCUCUCCCCUUCAUCUCAGUGCUUAAACCUGAAGUUGUUGUUUUGAGGAGGUGUGCGUGCAGUUAUAGUUGGUGUUUUGAAGGAGCGUUACCUGCUCUAUUGGAGGAGCAUCAAAGGGACUCUGGAGCAGUGCUGAAGGUUGCCACAAACCAUGCCUAUUCGAUAGUUGUCGUGACUAUCAGAGUUUGCAGCAGCAAUCAUUGGCUUAGAUUACUGCCGGGUCUGCCAAUCCGUAUUCAGCACUUUGGAAUCGGAGAUAGCGAAUGGGGUAUUUCCAGCCUUGCUAACUGUAUUGCUAUGUUGUGCAAAAGCUAUGGCACCAAGCUUUUGUGUUAUGUGCUGUCAGAAUUGCCAACCAUCUGUCACACGAUGACUAGCGUGCAGUGUCUUGCUAUGCUGUUCACCUUCGUAUUGCAAAGUGGAAAUUUGGAAGCUCUUUCAGGCUAGUACUCUGUGGGGAAUUGUGCAACCGGCAUAUAGUACUGAUGUCUGGUUUGUAUGGUUGGAAAUAUCUGUGGACUUCACUUGUUUCUGUCCCUUCUGAAAUGACUCAUACAGGGUUCUCUUCAGGACACAUUUAGUAGUCUGACCCAGGCAGGCAUGGGAUCCAAAAUGAGGUGGUAGACCAAUGAACAGUGUUUGCAUUGCCAGUACAAUGUUCCUGUUGUAUAACCUGUAAUUUAAGUGGCAACCAGAUUGAAUAUGUAUCCUAUGUAUUUUGGGCAUGGUUUUGUCAGUCAUCGGCACAUCCGUUUUGCUCUAUGCAAUUAGAGCACUGCUAUUAUCUCCGAAAUGCUUACCAUGGGCUACCCACUUUUAGUGGUAAGAGCAUGAAGACGGUUUGGUCAAAAUUGGUGGUGUGAAAUGAAUGUGUUGACGUUGGGCAACACCAUGCCUAAAGUAUAUCUAAAGUAGGUCCUACAUCAUUUCUGCUUUUCUUGAACCUGCAUGCAAGCUUCUUCCCCGUCACAAGGUUAAGAGGUACAUCCCUUGCUUGCCAAUAUUGCCAUAUUUUUCUGGCAUCACAUUGUACUUCCAGAGACCCCUUUACAUGCCUCUAUACAGAAUUCAACAGUGAGCAAUAGCCUUGCAGCUAGAGAAUUCUUCUGCAAUGGGGACAAGGUGCUUCUGGUGAUUGAAUAAGACCAGCUUUUCAUCUAUGGAAUGCCCCAUUGCUCGUACUGGUGUGACAUUGGAAAGCAAACAAAAAGGGGAAGAAAAAGAAUCUGAUAAUUUCAGUUUAACUGCGUAAAUGCCCGCUUCUAUCUCCCCUAAACUCGGCGCUUUUUACUCAAGCCACUUCUGGAUUCUCUACAGCGCUCUCAGAGUUCAGAAUUAUUGGCCAUAAAUUCAUGUAGAUAGACAUUGCAGGGGAGUAAAUUUAAGUAGAUAGGAACCAUAGGGGACCGACUGGUGCUGAACCUUCUAAUUAAUGUGGCAGGUUCAGUGCAACUUUUACUCUCUAGUCCAGCCUCUUGAGGUAAGCUGCAAAAGUGAAUGAGUGGGCCCUGUGGUCUGAGCCUCGUUUUGCUUCAGUGGAUGCCAACUUUGCAAAAGUAUUUGCUGCUUUCUUUUUUUUUUUUUUUUUUCACCCUUACUCAACUGCCUUGUUUGACGUUUUAAGCAAAGCACUGAUGUGACAUUGUAUUGUGUCUUAUUCAGCUCUGAGUGCCGCCUUCUUGGCACCGAAGCAGUGUUGUGUGCUUGUUGUAAAGCAUGAUUUUAUGACUAGGCUGGCAAGCUGUGCCUGCCUUGGUCGCCAUCAGUGACCUGGCGCCAUCUUGCUUUCCACUUUGUUGGGCAUUUAUUCGUUGCUGUUCACACGCGCUUUCGAAGUGGCCCCAAGUCUUCCUUCCAAUUUUUGCGCAGCUGCGUUGUCAAGAGUACUAUGAUGAGACUGGCAGGCUUUGGUCAGUACUGCAAGCACCAGUAUGUCAAGUUGUAGCAAAUCGCUACAGCAGCGGAAUACAAGAACAAGCACUGAAAUAAACUAGCAGCAUGUUUUGUUUUGCAUUAUUGGGAAUUUGCAAGGUUUUUAUGAUGCUGUAUAUGGUUUGUAUGGUAAUAGGCAGGGGCAGCAAGCAUUUUGUGAGCUCAUGUAUGUGGGAUGUAGAGUAUUUCUUAAAGAAGGAGCGCUGAUCGACACAGAUGCAACACAAGAUACUGCGAAUCCUAGUUGUGUGCUGAAUGUUUUCUGCUCAAGAAAUGCUUUGAGACACUACACGGUUUUCCUAGUACAGUAAAACCUCGUUAAUGCGUAGUUGACGGGGAACAGGGAUCAGGUAGGCACUAAGCGAUGUACUAAUUAACCGACAAUGGCAGAUGAGCAGCUAUAGACUUGCCAGCCAAAAAAAAAAAACAUGUUAAGUGUCACUCGGACACACACACACACAGACAAGUUUUAUUUGCGAGCAGGCAGCAAAAAAUCUUAAUUUCACUUGCCACCGUGGCGGCCUUGCAGCGAUGACGGCAUACUCAAACUCUGCUGCUAGCCAGUUUCUCCAUCAGGCCCCACUCAUGAUGGUCGAUCAGGCCCUCGUGAAGGUCAAUGCGCUAGCCCCGUCGGAUACGGAAGGGCCAUCGUCCACAUUGUCAUCCACGACCACGAGGUGGAACCCCUAGAAGCGAUGCGAACAGGAAGCAUGUCGUGGCUACCAUGUUUUCACGUCACUAUCGGUGGCAACCGCAGUCUGGGAAAGGUCCGUGCACUGCAAUUUGGCUAUCUACGAUUUGCACACACGAUAUUUCGCCAUCCACACUUAUAUGCACUGAAAAAUGAAGUAAACACUAUGCGCUAACCGUUUGGAAUGCGUUAAGCGACCACGGCUUAAGCGGUCAGCAUUAGGUUCAAUGGCAACAGGGUGGGGGAUUCUUCGCGACUAUAUUUAAACCAGAAUGACUUAUUAAGCGGUUAUGUAUUAACGAGGCUUUACUGUAUGUACAUCUGCUGUUCUCGUAUAAGCUCUUGCUUCUCAUGCGAGCCAAGAGUGCUUACAUGAUUAAUGAAUCGCAUGCACACCGCCACUUUUCUGCCUUCGGUAUAUAUCGAGCUCGAGCACAGAUUAAGGCCUUUUUGUUUUACUUUGUAAAACAAACUGUAACAAAAGGUUGUGUUAAUGUUAAAUACCAUAGUUAAGAACUUGUUGCUGGAGCUACUUACACUUUUCUUGCCCUUUGUGCCACUUUCACAAUUUUAUAUGCAUAGUGUGUUCCGUAUUAGGCGCUUGGCACAGUCAGUUAUUUGAUGAAAGUGCUGAAAUCGCUGAAAUGUUUUAAAGUAAAACUGCUCUUUGUGUGUGCACCUGUUUUCUUUGGAAGGUAGUUGUAAGAGCCCUAAGAGCUUCCGUAAUUAAGGUUGGUUUAUAAAAAAAAAAAAGGUUCACUUCUCGUCGCAUACUUUUUAGGUAAUGGGCAUCUUGCGUAACAUAUGCUUGCUUGCUUACUAGUUGCAAAGACCUAGCAAGACCUCUCGCAAUUAUUUCACUUCUCACAGGUUAGUUAUUGCAUUUCCUCAUUGAUAGUUUUCAAUGCACCAAAAUAUACAUUGUCUUAAAGCUUUUGCAGGGAAUCUUUUUUUUUUUUUCUCUCUAAUUUACUUUUCAAAGGGAGAUAAGUGAGGCUGGAAUUUCAUUUCAGUCUUUCAAGAUCUGUCCCUGUAUGCCACUAAAAUGUACCCCCUCUGUUGUCAAGGGCUGAAUCUGAGCUCUUGGUUUAAUGCACCCAACUGUUCCAACUGCUCACAUGCAGUCGGCCUUUGUUUCUAGCAUGUUGCUAAAGCAAGCAACAAAAAAAUGCUUCUCUGUAUUAGAAACUGAUUCACUUGUUGAUACAGCAUUUUGCAUAUUUAUCCCACUAACUGUUUCUUAACCAUACCCAGUUACUUCCUCCUGCAAAGUUUGUUGAUGUUGAAAAAUGUUUGUUGCCUAGAGUUGAGUUGCACGCUGCCAAGGAGUGUAGUCUAGUGACCGUUUCCAAAAGUUCAGAGGUUUAACUUACUACAUGUUCCUGUUUUGUACUUUUUGGGGGUUGAUUGAUGGUUUGAACACCACAUGGAAGCAAAGUGGCAUUUUGCCUAGUGUCUCUGAAGCGUUGCAGCAGAGUUCUUGGGAGGUUUUUCUUUAAUGUCAUUUAUUCUGGAAUUUCGUUGCCUUCCAUUCAUAAAGCACCUCUUUCAAUCA
This is a messenger RNA of Dermacentor silvarum, 5388 nucleotides long. RefSeq names its product testis-expressed protein 264 homolog. The transcript is spliced from 3 exons. The record is from RefSeq and is a predicted model, not a curated record. Gene Ontology annotation, cellular component: autophagosome membrane; endoplasmic reticulum membrane; nucleus. Bases 260 to 1099 code for a protein of 279 amino acids. Gene Ontology annotation, biological process: protein-DNA covalent cross-linking repair; reticulophagy. Lineage: Eukaryota; Metazoa; Arthropoda; Arachnida; Ixodida; Ixodidae.